Messenger RNA from Oenanthe melanoleuca, 4351 nucleotides. It is a transcript of the gene TRABD, whose product is annotated as TraB domain containing. The coding region runs from base 218 to 1339 and encodes 373 amino acids. Lineage: Eukaryota; Metazoa; Chordata; Aves; Passeriformes; Muscicapidae. The transcript has 10 exons. The record is from RefSeq and is a predicted model, not a curated record.
GCGGGGAGGCCCGCGCUGCCGUGCCGUGCCUGCCGGCCGGGAGCUGCAGCUGGGCAGGAAACUGGUGGGGAAAUGCGACUCCUGGAGCCGCUUGUACCGGUGUCCUCAGCUCCUUCGUUACGGCUGUUCCCUGGUUUGGGGCUUCGCGGACGUGGCACAGCGCUCCUGAUCCAGUUCUUGUGUGGUUGGUUGGUGAAAAUAAGCCUACGCUGCAGGAAUGCAAGAGGAGCAACAGCCUGAGGCUGCUGCAGAUCCAAUGUCGUCCUCUGAUGCACCAGAAGAUGGCCCAAAGGAAACGUCAAGUGUAUCGCAGAAUAUCUCUGAUGCAGAUGCGUUUAAAAUUCUCCUGGAGAUGAAGCUGAAGAAGAGGCAGAAAAGACCUGCUUUACCAAGCACUGUGACUGAGCUUGACACUGAGGAUGGUUCUAAAGUAUAUGUGGUUGGAACAGCCCACUUCAGUGACAGCAGCAAAAAGGAUGUAGUAAAGACAAUACAAGAAGUGCAGCCUGAUGUAGUUGUGGUGGAACUAUGUCAGUACAGAGUUUCUAUGUUAAAGAUGGAUGAAAAGACAUUACUAAAAGAAGCCAAAGAAAUAAAUCUGGAGAAACUUCAACAAGCUAUAAAGCAGAACGGAGUUAUGUCUGGAUUGAUGCAAAUGCUGCUUCUGAAGGUUUCUGCUCACAUCACAGAACAGCUGGGAAUGGCCCCAGGAGGAGAAUUCAGGGAGGCUUUCAAAGAGGCUAGUAAAGUACCUUUCUGUAAAUUCCACCUUGGAGACCGACCCAUCCCUGUUACAUUUAAGAGAGCAAUUGCUGCACUUUCCUUCUGGCAAAAAGUCAAGCUUGCUUGGGGCCUUUGCUUCUUAUCUGACCCCAUCAGUAAAGAUGAUGUGGAGAAAUGCAAACAGAAGGAUUUACUGGAACAGAUGAUGGCAGAAAUGAUUGGAGAAUUCCCUGAUCUUCAUCGAACGAUUGUCUCUGAACGAGAUAUUUACUUGACCUACAUGCUGAAGCAAGCAGCAAAGCAGAUAGAGCUACCUCGAGCUUCAGAAAAUGAACCUAGAAAAUACAUCCCAGCUGUUGUAGUUGGUGUUGUUGGCAUGGGUCAUGUACCUGGAAUUGAAAAGAACUGGAAUUCUGACUUAAAGAUCCAGGAAAUAAUGAGUGUGCCUCCUCCAUCAGCUUCAAGUAAGAUUUUCAAAUUUGUUUUAAAAGCAACAGUUUUUGGACUGCUGGGAUAUGGCUGCUAUCGAAUAGGUCACAGGACAGUUCAGUUUGUUCUCUCAAUGCCAGCAACACAGAGCUAUCUUCAGAGGCUGACAGACGUGCCUCAGCAAUGAACAUGGAGUGGAGGCUCUGUGUGAAGAAGGUGGCUGAAGAAAGGGUGAUGGAGGCAACGCGUGAGCUGGACUGAAGGAUGAGGAUUCUAGUCAGAGCUGAUUGAAGCUGAGCAACACUCAAUCACUACAUAAUAAAAUAUUUUAUACACCAGCUAUGAUCUAAUCAAUAGUUUGAAUCUUGAUAGGUGUGUUGCAUGAAACCAGAUGAUUCCAGAUUGAGGUAAAAGAAAUGUGUAUGCAAUUAUAUAUAUAUUAUAUAUGCAUACUAUAUAAUAUAUAUAUAUAUAACUGAUGAUGUAGUACAGGCAGCUUAAAGGGUGUGUGUUCAUGGCUCCUUUUCCAGAGGAAAGAACAACGCAAAGUAACCUAUUGGGCUGCAUCUCCUCUGAAGUUCAGGGACACUUGAGUGAUUCUUUGCUUUUUUUCUUAGGUAUAAUAAUACCAAGUGUUUGUUUCUGGUGCCAGACACUUUUACACAUAAUUUAAAAGGACAUCUUCUCAAUGUGUUUUAUACCUAAAACAUUUAGGCUUUUUUUAAACUUAAGAGCUUUCCAGAAAUUUCAUAAUUGUACAGGCUGUCAUACGUACACGGCUCAAAUUUUUUACAAGCCUUACUGAAGAACAGGAAUGUUGCCUUUAGAUUGCAUCCCUUGUUACUACCACCAGUUGAAUUUGUCUUUCUCCUGCAUAGAGAAGACAUAGCCACCCCAUCAGAAUGCAAUGUGGUUUGUGUCAGAUGUUUACAGGACGGUCUGUUCCUUUAGAUUAGCUUAUUUAAAAACUGUAUUAUUUAGCCAAAUCCUGCUGGUUUCAGUAUUGUAAAUUUAAGAGACUAGAACUACUGUACAACUUUUGUUUCUCAGAUCUUUCAUAUUUGGCAUAAAAAGCCUGGAAUUAACCUGCCCCUUGUUUUUGCUACAUGAAAAUAUUUUAUUUAUCAAUGUAAUUUCUCGGUGGAUGGUAUAUUUUAAUUUAAUAGGAAAGCAGUGUUCAAUUUAGUUUUUCAACCAACUGUAGCAUUUUAUUUGGAUUACCUGCUUACUAUUUAUACAUAGAAUUAUGGGUACUACAGACUGCUGUUACUUGCUUUUUUAAUUAUCUGGAACACUCAUCCAUCAUCAAUUUGUUUCUUUUUAAAUCCUAGGUUCAUAUUUCACUGGAAUUUUUUGGUACCUUCCCUUUUUACAGGAUUGUCAGUGAUUGUAAAAUGCCCUUGGCAAUCAGCUAGUCCUAGGUCAACAACACAGAUAACAUUGUCAUAUCAAAGUUAACCUGAUGUAUUUGAAUGGAAGAGUCCCAUUUGCUCCUCAGGGUCGCAUACAGUUGCUCAUUGCUUAAAGUAAGAUUUUUAUUUGUGUUAAUUUCUUUUGGGAACCAGUAUGUGAGGCAGGAGGAGGAAAAGGGAUGUGUUUUGUGUUUCUCUGUGUUUUUUCAGUUGGUUCAAUAAAAUCCAGAAACCACUUUUAAUAGGGUAUAUUUCCAAAGGGUUGUGUUGGAAAUGGUUCCAUACAGUCUUUUGUUUGCUGAAAGUAUGUACAUCUAUCUUCUGUACAGUGUAGUCUUUUUUGAUCUUUUAAAAUUAAGGGUCUGAUGCUCCUCUCUAUGAUGGCAUUAACUUUGCUGGGAGCUGGUCUGUCCGUGCAACCUGAUGCUUUUCUGCCUUGCUCUUUGGAAAUUUUAUUUUCCAGUUCAGUUCCAGUGCAGCAAAUUAAUAAAGUGCAUGUUUAUCUUUAAUCUUACUGAAUCUAACCCAAUUCUGCAGAGCUCUUAAGAUGAUGCUAGGUGCUUUUCUGUGUCUGGACCUUACAGGUGUCCAGGGAAUAAACCUUAGCAAAUGAGAAUGACAGCAAUUCAUGCUCCUAGGACACAAAGCAUAAAUGAUAAUACAGAAAACAGUGGGGUGGGUCCUGUUAUUUUCUAUUUAUUAGUGCUUAAGAAACCACCAGCCAUCUCUAGCAAGAGGAAAAGCAGCAUUUGUAAACUAUUUAUAGAAGAGUAGAGUGACUGCCUAAAUUUUGAUUCCCAUUUUUUUUAAAAAAAAUUAAUGUACUGUUUACAAUUAAGCAGUCCUGUUUGAAUAAUUCUAUUACAUUUUAUGUACAUUUUAAAAAGAUGAGAGCAAAAGCUUAAGCUCACUCUUCUCCUGGCUUUACUGAUGUACCAAAAUGAUAUUCUGUUGGUUAUUUUCUUGAAAAUAUUUAGCUGCUAGAAUUAAAUAUAUGGAUUUUUUGCUUUAAGUUAUCUACAGAUUUUUAAAGUAUCUGCAGGUAUUUCAAAAGCUCUGUAGAUCUUUGAUAUCUGUGCUCAGGUAAUUUUACACAAAGGAAAACAAAUCUAAGGUAAAUUUUAGAUAGGAGCCUUAAUCUUGGUUGGGACUAAUGCUAAAUGAUUGUCAUGGAGCAUUCUUGCAGACUUGAUGUUUUAUACUUUUUAGCCAAAAGUGAUUAACAUCUAAGGUGUCCAUUCAUUAUUCAGUUAUUCUCUGUCAGUACCUUAAGUCUAUUGUUUCAAUUUUUUUUUUUUUUUACAAAGCAUAUCAGCAGAUUCUUCAGGGGACCUCUUUGUGGAUGAAGAAUUUGCGGUUUAUCUUCCCACUGUUGCAAAUUGGCAGAUCAUAUGCAUGCAUUGUUUAUUCAGUAGCACUGGAAAAUGAUGAAUUUGCAGAACUAACAAUUCUAUGAAUCCAUACACAGAUUCUUGAUGUUGUAUAUUCAAUGUGUUGUACUGUUUAUAUAACAUAAAUCCGUGUUUUAGGUCCAUUCUUUUCUGUUCUAGUCAGUCCUUUCAGUGUUAACAGCAUCCUGUAAAAUUUAAGUGUAUGUUGAAUUGUCCCAGCCCCACCUCAACCUUAUGAAGCCAUAUUGUAUUUUUUUGGUGACAUGUACAUCUGUUUUAUGCAUUUGUACAUGUGAUGUAAAUUUGAAGUAUUUCUAACAAUGUGUGCCUUUAAAGUGAUUUAAAGUAAACAGCAGUAUGUUCUAAUUAUAUACAAAAUAAAAUAUUUUAACCAUC